Molecule: messenger RNA, 1182 nt
Organism: Oncorhynchus tshawytscha (Chinook salmon)
Lineage: Eukaryota; Metazoa; Chordata; Actinopteri; Salmoniformes; Salmonidae
Gene: cwc15
Product: CWC15 spliceosome associated protein homolog
Exons: 7
Coding region: 152-871 (239 amino acids)
Biological process (GO): mRNA cis splicing, via spliceosome
Cellular component (GO): catalytic step 2 spliceosome
Molecular function (GO): RNA binding
Source: RefSeq, a predicted model, not a curated record
UUUCAACCCGUCCAGUUGGUGGCGGCAACACACCUUUUGGGGUUGUAGUCCGCGAUAAAACCCACAGAAGAAGAAGGACGACGUGACGUCACUGUUUACAUCUAAAGGCCCUUUCUCUUCCUCAUAGUGUGAGGAAAAAGAGCUACCAAAAAUGACAACAGCCGCGAGACCAACGUUUGAGCCAGCGAGAGGAGGGAGAGGGAAGGGAGAGGGCGAUCUCAGUGCCUUGUCCAAACAGUACUCAAGCCGAGAUCUGCCUGGUCACACAAAGAUCAAAUACAGACAGCCCACCCAGGAUGCCCCCGAGGAGGUGCGUGCCCGUGACUUCCGCAGAGAGCUGGAGGAGAGGGAGCGUGUUGCUGUCCGGGAGAAGACCAGAGAGAGGGGACCUAGAGAACACACCACAUCUUCAUCCUCGUCCUCAAAGAGGCCCAGACUAGAUCAGAUUCCUGCUGCCAACCUUGAUGCAGACGACCCCCUCACUGAUGAUGAUGAGGAAGAUGAUGACUCUGAGGACAGUGAUGAUGAUGACACUGCAGCUCUGCUGGCUGAACUGGAAAAGAUCAAGAAGGAGCGGGCUGAGGAGCAGGAACGCAAGGAGCGGGAGCAGAAAGCUGAGGAGGAGAGGAUCCGCAUGGAGAACAUCCUGAGUGGGAAUCCUCUGCUCAACCUGGCAGGACAGCAGCAGCAGCAGCAGCAACAGAUAGUCCCCACCCCGACUGCCUUCAGCGUCAAGCGGAGGUGGGACGAUGAUGUAGUGUUCAAGAACUGUGCAAAGGGAGUGGAUGAGGCACGCAGGGAGAAACGCUUCGUCAACGACACUCUGCGCUCCGAGUUCCACAAGAAAUUCAUGGAGAAAUAUGUGAAGUAGAACUUACAACUCUGCUUUGAAGGUGUUUCAUUUCACUCGGCUCUGCUCUGUUUCCAGUUCAUCAGACUGAUAGGGAUUCGUCUGAAAUCAUUGAAUGAACCUGAAGAAUGGAGGGACCCCCACGUACCGAAUCCUCUGUAUAUAAAUGAAUCUAAUGCUUGACAUAAACAGAUUAACUAAUUUUGUUUAGUGUUAACAUUUAUCCUUGAAAUUAAUGGUUGCAAUUGCGACAUCGUCAACUUUUUGUUAUUUUGCUUUUAGCCUUUUUUUUAAGCGAUGUUAAUAAAACAAUAAAUAAAACCUGUCUGUGA